Pelagomonas calceolata is the source of this 3297-nucleotide messenger RNA. NCBI's taxonomy places the organism in Eukaryota, Pelagophyceae, Pelagomonadales, Pelagomonadaceae. The record is from the annotation of a GenBank genome assembly.
UGCCAAGAGGCAGCUGCCCACGAUGAAAGGCAGCCUCUGAUGGCGACUCCGAAGAAGAAAGGCCUAUUUAGGCGCCUGCGGACGGCCCUGAGCAUUAGCAAGGCCGCGCGGGUGGCCCCAGCAGUCGAUCUAGCGGCACAGCUAGACACAGCAGGCGCCGAAGGCAUCGACGCCGUGCGCCAAUCCACUGACUUAGAUGGAGAGGACGCCGCCGCAGUCAAGAGGUGGGCGCGGCGCCUCGCCCAUCAAACAAGAAGGAAGGAGACAGUCGACGAGGACGACGACGUCGUCGAAAGACUGCAGAGCUCGCCGACGCACUUCGGACGGUCGCUGUCGGAAGCGACGGACGACCUCGUGACCGUGUCGCCGGAUCGUGAAACCCAAUUACCGUCGAAGCGCUACGAGGUGCCCGACCUGCAUCUAGGAAGGCUAGGCACACAGAAACCAGGACUGAUGUCGCCGCUGCCGCGCUUCUCGGCGCGGUUGACGAAUAGGACCGCGCGUGCUUCGGCGCGCACGCCGUCAGCUAGAGACGGGUCUACUUAUCGACUUCAGACGGCGCGGCUGCGGGCCGAGGUGCAUUCAUCAGAUCAUUUCGCGGCCUUCGCGGCGCUUGAGAAUGAGGAGGCGCCUUUAUUGUGUUUGGAGGACGACCAUUGGGUCCGGCGCGUUUGUGUGGCGCGUCUGUCGGAUGAGUCGGUCGACGUCCUCCGGGCGACGUGUGCUGCUCUGUCAGGUAACGAUGACGACGACGCGGCGUUUGCGUUCGAGGCGUUUUGUGCCGCAGUAUCAAACCGCUCUUCUAUCACGGAAGCGGUGGCUUUAUCAAAGAGGUGCGGCUUCGACGUCCGCGACCGCGUGCAAGACGCCGAAGAAGGCGAUAAAGCUUUGUUGUGCGCAUUUUUGAAGGAUGCGCAGGUCGCUUCGACAAUCCUCAAGAAAGGCAAGGGACGGCGCUCGAUGCAUAGUUGCCGCGCGGCGCUCGAGCAAAUUGAGCAAGUAGAAGACGAAGAAACGGCCCAGGCCGUCGUGCGGCACGUCGACGCCUGUUUGUAUGAUGAGGACCACACGGCCAUCCAAGCGCUUUUAUGCUUGCGAAGGCUCCUCGCGGGCGGUUCACCCGUCUUGAUACGGUACGCGUUGAAGCCAAAUAAAUCAUUACUAAGCUUCGCGUCCGAACGACUGGACCACGGUUCUUCCCAAGCAGCACAUGUCGCUUUGAGGACGGCUACGUAUGCCCUCGUGAGAGGUAGGGACGAGGACGUCCGGCACUGCGCAUCGACGCUGGUGCCCCUGCACACGGAGGCCUUGAAAAGUAGCUUCGAGAGGUGCCACCUCGAGGCUUUAUUGGUCGUCGCGGCGCGGUGCGACUUUACCGAUGUAGUAGAUGCGUUCCGGUACUGCGAGGUCCUCCCGCUGCUCGUGAAGCGAUUGAAUGCCUCGACGGAACGGUCGCAGCCCGAAAGUCCUCUCAAACCCAUCGCCAAGUUCUCCGUGAAUGAUAGUGUAUUGGCGCUCGGCGAGGCGAGGAACGGGAAAGAAAGGUGGUUCCGCGCUUGUGUGGAACGCGUCGGCACGCACUCCUACGACGUCCGGUUUGUAUCUACUGGUAGUAUCGAGAGUGUACCCAAGGAGAAAGUCAGAGCGCCUGGUACGAGGCGAGAGCCUUCGUUAGUCGUACCUCUGCAGCGGCCGAAACCGAGCCGCUCGCCUAGAUUAACUUCGUUGGAUGAUGAGCCCUGGUGCCUCGACGUGGAGCCGCUUAUCACUACCAAAAGAUCGCAUACGGAUCUUAGCAUAGAUAUCUCGGCGGCGCGGCGGUCCCACGACGGCGAGAGCGAAUCCUUAUCCUCGAUCGUGGGGCACAUCCCCCAGACGCCCAACAACGUACCAUUGAGUAGUGUCCCCUCCAUCAUAGAAGAUGAUGCGACCCACGACCUCGUCCUCACCCUACUGCUUGUACUGAGUGUGGGCCGGGCGUCGGACGGCGGCGAGCUCGAGCCGGCCUUCUGCACGUCGACGCCACUCAUGGAGACGGGGACCACACUGACCUUGAAAAGAUCCUCGUCGAAUUUAUCAGCCACGGCCCUGCAGAUGCUGAAACCCUCGGAGGGUAACGCCACCGGCCGAAGGACAUUAACGGCCCGCUCGUUGUCGGCUCGCUCAGCUCUAUUAUCUGCUCGAAGUACACCAGACGAUUUGUCUGCGUCAAUCAGGUCGGGCAAGGGUUUGCUGGAUGUCGGUACUGAAGGUGACUCUCUACGCUUCCACGUGCUCGACUGUCUCCACCAGCACCUCAACGAUCCCAAACGUUCACAACAUGUCGACAGGGUGCUUCCUUCCGUUGUCCGUAGGUUGGAGGCCUGGGGCGCGGCCAUGGCGUCGCCUGGUCGGAGUCAUGGCGCGUCGCGAUUGUUGCGUCUGUUGCACGAGCGCGCGACGCCAACUAUACGGAAGGCGCUGGUGGCCGAGCAGCGCGGCGCGUUCAUCGGGCGGGGGCGUUUUGGUGGGGUCGUCGGCGUCGACGAUGGCACGUGUGCGAAAAUAUUGCGGCGAGAACGGUCGAACCGCGAUCGAAGCGUGUGUCACGCGGUGUACGGCGAGGUCUCCGCUUUGUGGCUACUCAAGGGCACUGGUAGUGCCCCGGAAUUGCUGGACUUUGGGUUGUCGCGGGACUGCUAUGUUUUAGUUAUGGAGCGGUGCUCUGAUACAUUGCUGAAUUGGCGCUUUGAUAAGGUGCUAAAUGAUGGUCUGGUGACGGACGUAGCUAGACUCUUCUCCAAGUGUUGUAGAGCCGUCGAGGCGAUGCACAUGAAACGUAUCCUACACCUCGAUAUUAAAUCAGACAACGUCUUGCUGAGGAACGAUGAUAGUGUGUGCCUCGGCGACUUCGGCGAAGCUAGGGCAUUAGGCGAGCGCGACGGCGUCCGACUAUCGAAAGCCCACGGCACGGAGUGCGUGCAAGCGCCCGAAGUCUUGUCGGGUGUCCAGCAGGGCUUCGACGCCUCCGCCAAAGUAACUACAAAGGCCGACUGCUGGGCCCUCGGGUGCUUGUGGUAUGAGCUGUUAACUGGAAACAAGUUGUUCGAGGAGAUGGCUUGUAACGACUGGCCGCGCUUUUUUGUUUUACUGACGGGGGACGGCGAGCUGCCCCCGGCCGACCUCAUGGGGCCCUUGUCUCAUUUGGCUCAAUAUGAAGCGAUCCUGGGUGUCUUUCGCCAUGCAUUUGUGAGAGACGCGUCGAAGCGGGCGACCGCGCGCGAGCUCGCGGACUUGGCCGAUACAUGUGCAUCUUAG